Penicilliopsis zonata CBS 506.65 is the source of this 1002-nucleotide messenger RNA. RefSeq lists its product as hypothetical. The record is from RefSeq and is a predicted model, not a curated record. Lineage: Eukaryota; Fungi; Ascomycota; Eurotiomycetes; Eurotiales; Aspergillaceae. The transcript has 2 exons. Bases 1 to 1002 code for a protein of 333 amino acids.
AUGUCUGAUGACGAGGAUUUUUAUGAUGACGAGUUUGACGAGAUUUGGAUUGAAGAUGUCGAACCGGGGAUUGCAGACGAUCUCGCGCUCACUUCACACUUCGAAGCCGGAUACGUGGACGACCCUGCAUUGGAGGUAGAGGAUUAUUUUAGUGAUUGGGACGAACAAUCGGACGAUUACUUUGAUGACGACCCGACAGCGGCGCGGAAAAAGAAGUACUCGCUGUCUUCUGGAUCGGCAACUGGCAACGAUGCCCGCCAGGUACAUGCGCCGAAAACCGAUACGGGAUCUUUCCAGAGUGUUGUCUGGAAGACCUCGGCCCAUGAGGAUGCUGGAAUGCAGGUUCACGAGCCGGGCCACGGUGACAAAGUUGCAUUGCUGAAGAAUUGGCGGGAGGUGUUUAAAAACUCCCAGCCGUCUUUCAACCGCUCAUGGAGAAGGAAGAAGAAGGUCAUGGACUAUCUCCAGUCCGACACUGUCUCGCUCGACGACGCAAUGGACGAAUCUCCGGUGCCUGGAAUGGACUUGAAGGGGGACCGCGACCUUGAUUCGUCCAACAGUCUGCAGCAUGAGACACCGGAAUUAAUCCCAGAUAGGAAUCCCACUCCCCCGUCGGUAUUCACCAGCAGGAUCGCGCCGUCGCUUCAGGACCUGCCGUUCCAGCCCAAGCCAGACGACGUCGGACUCUCCGAUGACGCCUCAGAGACGGCGGCGACCUCUUCGUCCGACCAACAGCAACAGCCGUCAACCACUUCCAUCGAUACCGAGCCUAGCCCUUCUACCAAGAACCGCUCACCCUUGACUUCUGUCUCCGCCUCACCCAAUCGUAGGAAGAGAAAGGCGUCUGUCUCGGUCGAUGACGGCUAUGACCAUACCGUCGAGGAUAAGUUGCAACCGAGACCAAAGAGGGCUGCAGCCAGGAGGUCGGGCGAGGCUACAGACCAGACUAAGCCAUCCUCCACAGGACCAACACGGCGAUCUACGCGCAACAAAAAGGCCUAG